AUGAAUGCUUUUGGGGCGUUUCAAACCUUCUACAAACUCGAUCUGCUCAAUGCAAGAUCUCCUUCCGACAUAUCCUGGAUUGGAUCGACUCAGGCGUUUCUCAUGUUUAUCCUGUCCGCGUUCGUGGGACCCAUCGUCGACGCUGGCUUUCUAAGGUCCUUACUCAUACUCGGGUCUCUACUGGCGGUUCUCGGAAUGUUCAUGACGAGUCUCUGCUCUCAAUACUGGCAGGUUUUUCUCGCACAGGCCCUCACAAUGGGCCUCGGAUUCGGUUGCCUUUACGUGCCCGCCCCGGCGGUUGUCUCGCAGUACUUUCACCGGAAUACUGCGCUUGCAAUGGGCGUAUCCUCAGCGGGCAGUGGCGUGAUAUACCCGAUUAUCUUCGCGCGUCUCCAGCCCCGGAUCGGCUUCGGCUGGGCCACUCGAGUCAUCGCGUUCAUCGUCUUGGGGACCUCCCUCCUUCCCUUGUGCUUGAUGAAAUCUAAAUCUUCUCCGACCACGAGAUACAACCUGUUCGAUCGGACCACGCUCACGGACGCACUUUACCUACUGUUCAAUCUCGGUCUGAUUUUUGGAUUCAUGGGCUUCUACAUCGUAUUCUACUACAUCGAGCUCUACGCCCACGAAGAAAGCAGCAUAUCGACAAUUUUAGGGACCUAUCUUCUCGUCAUCGUCAACGGGAGCUCCCUCUUCGGCCGCGUGGUCCUCCCCUUCUACGCCGAUCGAUUCGGCUCGAUCAACGUCCAAACGCUGGUCGCGUUGAUCGGCGCGGUUCUCACGUUCUGCCUCAUAGCAAUCAAGAACGCGCCCGGACUCAUCGUCUACUCCGUUAUCUACGGGAUUUGCGCCGGUGCGUUCAUGGGACUCCCGGCUGCGGGCGUGGUGAGUCUAUCGGCGGAUAGGAGCAAGAUCGGCGCCCGGCUGGGAAUGACGUUAGCUGUUGUCGGAUGUGGUGUACUACGCCCAUUGCUCGAUCUCCUCGCAGUUCUUACACAAUCGCACCUGGUCUGUCCCCGAUUGCGAGGGGCUCUGGAAGCCCACAUAUCGCGGUGUAUCAUCCGUGUUACAGAUAACGUCCUGACGGAGCUGAUCAAGGCAGUGCAGGCCGCGAAACCCCUGGAGCAGAUAGACACCCUUGUCGUCGUCCCACGAAAACGUAUCGCGUAA
Messenger RNA from Aspergillus melleus, 1167 nucleotides. RefSeq lists its product as uncharacterized. Gene Ontology annotation, molecular function: transmembrane transporter activity. Gene Ontology annotation, biological process: transmembrane transport. NCBI's taxonomy places the organism in Eukaryota, Fungi, Ascomycota, Eurotiomycetes, Eurotiales, Aspergillaceae. The record is from RefSeq and is a predicted model, not a curated record. Gene Ontology annotation, cellular component: fungal-type vacuole membrane. The transcript is spliced from 3 exons. Bases 1 to 1167 code for a protein of 388 amino acids.